AGGCGUGGCAUUAUACUUUCUAUGGGGCAUGCAACAGUUUGUUAAUUGUGCUGGCUGAAUCUACUUGUUGUGUGUGUGUUGCUCAGACAAGACUUUAAUAGUUGAACGCCUCCAAACGUCACAUCAACACUAAAGUUUACAUCUGACCCAUCACCGCGCACAGUAUGACAGACUUUAGGGCGGGGUCUCUCUCCGGCCGCAGGUCACCCCUCCCCCCUCUAGCCGGACAAAUCAAUGACCCCACAGCACCUGAUGAAAUAGUACAGAGUGGCUACCUCAACAGAAAGUGUGUGCACGAGGCUGGCUCUAAGAAGAGUAAGGAUCGGUCGUGGGCUACACUAUGGUGUAACAUCAAGGGCACUGUCAUGGAGUUCUUUAAGGCGGAUGUUAGGGAAGGUAAGAGCCCGAGACCGUCCGGAGGCCCUCCCCCGAAGGACAUGUUCCCUCCGCCCAACCUCAAAGAGAGGCAUCACGGGUCAUUGGACCUUGAGAACUGCUUGGUAGAUAUCGAUUACACCUCUCAAAUAAACAAAGAUAUUGAUAAGAGACGAUCGUUUCUCUUCCAACUCGUACUAAUCGACAACACUGAGUACAUCUUUCAGGCCCCCUCCGAGAAAAACAGGACGGCUUGGGUGAUGGCGAUGAAGCAAGCGUCACGGAGAGUACCAUCAGAUGAAAUAGAAGGAGGUGGUGUGCACAGUUUGGCUCAUUCUAUCAAAUCCUCACGCGACUCAAUCAAACACAAGAGUCGACAAAAUGUGCACUCUAUAAAGAAGCAUCACACGUCUGUACCGAUGCAUGUGCAUGGGACAAUGGGUUCUAUAGACGAGAGUGAGUUAAUGGAGGUGCCGGUGGCCCAGUCCCUUGUGGGGGGUGACCCCCAGCUGAGGGAGAUCAAGAAGAGACUCAUUGCAAAGAAAGAGAUACUCAAGCAAAUCAAGACAAUGUACACAAGCUUCAUGGGAGGAACAGGAGCUUUGUAUGCUGAUGCGCUCAUCCAUCAUGAAGGACCUGAGCACACGUCACAUGACAAGGAAGAGGGCGUCGUCCAUCGUCGUAUGUCUCUCCCAGAGUCCAAAGGUCAAAACGAGGGUGAGGACAAGAGGUCGAGCACGGGGGAAUACUGCGUUCCCAUAACCACACCCCUUUAUCCUGGAGUGCAGUCCGUAGGUGGAGUUACUGAGACUGAGCUGUUGUUGGACUACUACCUAGUGCCUGGGGCGCAAUGGUCGCUGCUGAGGAAGGGAGAGACUGUGAGAGUGCUGGGGCAGGCCAGUAAUGGUUGGUACCAGUGCAUGGCACUACGCACCACCUCUAUCAAUAUGGACGUCGAGGUUGCAGCUGGAUACUCUGUUUAUUCAAGCAUCUCUAGUGGAACAUCAGAACUUUCCAGCAGCUUGGAAGAGUCAGAUUUCAACCAGAGCAGCCUAGGAUCAGAGGUCAAUUUAGACAGCCUAAGGUCACAGGUCAAUCAGGACAGUCUAGGGUCACAGGUCAGCCGUACGAGCAAUGGGUCAGAGGUCAACAGAAGGAGCAGUGCUAGCUCUGUACACGAAUCAGAGUCUGUACCACCUGCCCAUAAGACCAGCAUCAGCUUGUCGGACCUUAGUUAUAGCCAACCAGAUGGUGAGGACACCGUCCUUUCUAAGAUUAACAGAACAACGAGUUACAAGCAGGCCACCACCAACGCCGCCAUUCCUGUUACCAGUGUCACUAAGACCAAUGUGGGCAGAACAGAAAGCUAUAUGCAAGCCACGGAUGGAGGCGAGGACCAUUUUGAAGAUGUCCUUAUAAGGAAGAGCAACCAGAAAGCAACUCCUGGCAAGAGAAAAGCUAUCACAAUUGGGCGCUCCACCUCUGCCGUCACGCCCGCCACACACUCAAACAUCUGUUAUCGUCGCACAGUGAAUGCUGACAAGAGAAGAAGUGAGUCUGCCUCCCUAUAUCUUAACCGGCCCGCCUCUGCUCAGACAUUCAGACUCAUGGCUGUACUACAGAAAGAGAGAAAAACUGGAACUUAUUUGGCUCCUCUGAUUGGCUGCAUAGCUCCGUCAGCACUCAAGUGUUGCUCUGGACAGGCUGAAGGUGCAGCUCAACAAAUCAACGGUGAUCUAUCACUCUCGAAUCACCAAGACAACGAGGACGCUGAUUUGAGAUCACAGUCUACACUCUCCGACGAGCUAGAGGAGAGGCCAGCGUCUAAUGAGAUCCCAGAACUUCAGAAUCUGAUUCCAACAUUAUCAGUUUAUGAAUCGGAUCGACCGCAAUCUGCUGAUUUGAUUCUCGAGUCCAACUCCACAGUGCAUCAAUCCAUUCCAGAAUCGUUACGUCCCAAAUCUGCCGAACCUGAUACGGAUUUGGAGAAAAUUGGACUAGAAUUUCCGAGUCAAACUGAACUAAACAAAGACGAGCCGACUUUUGUUGCUAAGGAACCAGACGACGACCAAUCGGAGAGCCUUGGUACAAGAAGCGAGAAAGGCGAUCGCUCAAAAGACGAGUUUGUGCUAGUUGAGUAUCAAGAGGAACCUAGUGUUGUAGCAAUAAGUCCAACUGCUAUGGAUCGUUCAGGACGGGCCAAAUCUCUCCCACCCCCCACAAUAGACCACACCCCCUUAUUUCCGGUGGCCAAUGGUGGGGCGGGGCCUGAUUGGGAGCAAGCAAGGAAUGAAAAAGAGCGCCAACCUCCUCACUCAGUUGUUAACACGAAGUCGUUGAAGCGUGGCUCGCAUGAUAGCACUGUGUCCAUAGACCAGGGCACUAAGCCACCAUCGUUCUUCAAGAAACUGUUUGCUAAGAAGAAAGGAAGAUCAGCCAGCAGUCCUGUGCAGAUACCCUCUCCUCCCACCUCCACUUCUCACACAGCCUCACCAAGGAAACGCCCACACACCAUCUCACGCAAAUUCAAACCAGAACCCCUACAGAACGUUGCUGACGAUGCAUUCUUUGAUAACUCCGAGGGGAGACUGCGUGUGGCAAGCAUGAGUGGGCGACCUGUGAGGUGUGAGGGUGUGGGACUUGUGAUAGGAGACGACAGCUCAUCGGAAUCGGAAGAUGAGAAUGAAGAUGAAGAAACCGUUAGUGUUCAAGGAGAUAGUGUGACGAGCGACCAAUCGCCUGGCACCACACUGGAGCUGGAGGAGAAGCUCCCAUUGUCGAGACAAGUCUCGGAUAUUGUGACUAGCAGCAGCACAAGUUACACUGGAGGGCGGAUGAAGAGAUCAGCCUCUGACCACGACACACUCGCACUCAGUCUCCAACGUGAGGUGAUCGAGGAAGAGCCUCCACCAAAGUCAUCCCUCUCACUGAAGAAGAACCUCAAGUACUCGUUCAGAAAGACCAGAGUAACCUCCGAGGAAUCUAGUUCACCGUUGAGGAAGAGCAAGAAACAGAGGAAGAAGAGUCUGACUGGGCCCGAGGCCUACAAGUUGAGUGAGGCUAUCACUCCGAGCACACCAGAGAUCAAUACCAAGUGGGAUGUGAUUUUCCGUGCUCCACCGAGAGGUGAGAAGAGAUACGUGUACCUUGACCCCGAGGGGGCGGGUGGCAAAUACGGCUUCAGGCUACAGAGCUAUGGUCGUGUGAGGGAACAAGGCAAAGUGUUGCAGACGUUUGUACAGAGCGUGGUUCCCGGGUCCGUGUCAUUCCUUGCCGGGCUGUACCCGGGUGAUACCAUCAUAGAGGUCAACGGGGUCGACGUUAAGUAUGCUCCCGUUGAAGAAGUAGUGAAAGGAAUACAUGAGGGGGCGGAGACAGGAGCAAGGAUUGCUCUGAAGGUGGAGUUUGUGGAUGGAGUCACUCGAUUGGACAGAAUGAAGGCCUCCGAUGAUGUCAAAGCUAUAAUCAAAGACAAGCAGUUACAACUUAGCCGGCUCAUCGAACAAUCAAAAGACAGUACCAUACGCAAAUCCCUUCACUCACCUCCCGUCCUCACACCAGUCACUAGCCUCACACCUUGGAGUGAAACCACACCCACUAACAAACCGAAACCCAGUCCAUUUGGUUACGAUCGUCAACUGAACAGCAUAGUCUCGUUACAUACGGACAGUGUGACUGGUCUACUGUGUGAUGUGCUGGUCAUGCCUCUGAGCAGUUGUCAUCAGCCCAACUCUGGAACUGACAAUGUGUUGCUCCACCUCCUGCGAACUGGAGGGGAUGGUCUACUCAACGAACUUUCUCUGGCCAAACAAUGCAGACUUGGAGAGAACAUCAUCACCGGGGGUCACGACCUCCACGCACAAAGCAUCUAUCAUUGUGCCUUUGGCAAUCUUGAAGAGUCCCUACAAAGAUGUUGUGUGCAAGCUCUGAGCGAUGCCAGCUCUAGGGGACACCGGAAUAUUGUCUUCUGGUUGGACGGAUUCGUUUCCAUUGCCGUGUCACCUCAGAUUGUGAUUGAGUCUGUUCGUCAAUGGCUUGGUGGUAACAACAGUGUGUUGUUUGACAGAGUUGUCUUUUCGGCAAAGGCAAACGUCAACAUUAUCGAAAACUUUUUAGGGGAUGCUUUCCCACUCGAGAACUUUGCACCGAGAGACAGUAUCAUUUCUGAGCAAUCCAGUACGGUGGAUUUGGAAUCAGGAAUGGACUUAUCGGAUAUCCAGAAUCAAAACGGAACCGACCUCGAAAGCAAAAGUGAAGAGAGUAUUAAAGACAAGCUGAAUGAGUCAGAUUCGGCCCCAGAAACCGAGUCAGAAAAACCACUUCUUUUCCAGAACACAGAGGAGGUUACAAAUGACAAUGUAGAAGAUGUUGUGGGGGAUCUACCGGCCAUUAUAGAUACCAAAAAUACCAAACGACUUGACAAAACGAGCGUAAGUGACGUUGGAAUACAACUUGGAAUGAAUUUAGAUAACGGCAAUGAUGAAGAUGGUGUAGAGGAUCUUCCGGUGAUCGCUAUAAAUACGAAAAAACCGCUCUUACAACAAGCAAGCGUUAGCGAUAUUGGAAUACAACUUCAAAUGAGUUUAGACGAGGACAAUGAUGAAAACGUGGUUCCAGUUUUGAAAUUUUCAGAUUCCGAUUCGGAUAGACUUGAUUCAGACAACAGUGCACCAUCUCUACUCAGCAUGUUAACUGGAAACUCUGAUCCCAAACAGUCGUCGUCAUUGGCCGUCGGUUCCAGCACACCCCCGAGCCAGACGUCAUCACUUGCAUUUGCCACGCCCCUCUCUAAAACCACGCCUACUCGAGGGCUGGUGGUUGUGUUGGAUAGCAGGACCCCUAGCCCGAGCAGCUCACCCAGAUUUAGCUCUAAGAACAGCCCACAGCUGGUGUUAAACCCUGAUAGAUUAGAGUCUGAAGUUUAAUGUGUACAUACUUGCAAGUGCGUCGUUUUUUAAGCAACCUGUUCUAAUUUGUGUCCUGAUUUUUGAAUUGCGCAUUUUUCUGCCUCACUUUUUUAUGCACCUUGAUAUUAUGUAUGUUUAUUAAUGUUUAUAUAUUAAUUUUAUAGCAGGAGUGUUUUUGGUUGAUACUUCUAUAAAAUGUAUGACUAUCUAUGA
This is a messenger RNA of Halichondria panicea, 5495 nucleotides long. RefSeq lists its product as uncharacterized. Bases 165 to 5300 code for a protein of 1711 amino acids. The transcript has 27 exons. NCBI's taxonomy places the organism in Eukaryota, Metazoa, Porifera, Demospongiae, Suberitida, Halichondriidae. Gene Ontology annotation, molecular function: protein binding. The record is from RefSeq and is a predicted model, not a curated record.